Molecule: messenger RNA, 963 nt
Organism: Jaculus jaculus (lesser Egyptian jerboa)
Lineage: Eukaryota; Metazoa; Chordata; Mammalia; Rodentia; Dipodidae
Product: olfactory receptor 52D1-like
Exons: 1
Coding region: 1-963 (320 amino acids)
Biological process (GO): G protein-coupled receptor signaling pathway
Cellular component (GO): membrane
Molecular function (GO): olfactory receptor activity; G protein-coupled receptor activity
Source: RefSeq, a predicted model, not a curated record
AUGACGCUGUGGGCAUCCGUCCCCAAUGUGACUGCUGCCUUCCACCCUUCCGCAUUUAUCUUACUUGGAAUCCCUGGAAUGCAAGACCAGCACUUUUGGAUCGCCAUCCCCUUCUGUUCCAUGUACAUCCUCGCUCUGGUGGGCAACGGCACCAUCCUCUACGUCAUCGUGGCAGACAGAGCCCUUCACGAGCCCAUGUACCUCUUCCUGUGUCUGCUUUCCAUCACUGACCUGGUGCUCUGCUCAACGACGCUGCCUAAAAUGCUCACCAUCUUCUGGCUCGGCUCCCACAUCAUUUCCUACCAGGGCUGCCUGACCCAGAUGUUCUUCGUUCAUGCAGUCUUUGCCACCGAGUCUGCCAUCCUGCUGGCCAUGGCCUUUGACCGCUACGUGGCCAUCUGCCGGCCGCUUCAUUACACCUCCAUCCUCAAUGCCACGGUGAUCGGGAAAAUUGGUCUGGCCUGCGUGCUCCGGGGCCUGCUCUUCGUCUUCCCCUUCGUCAUCCUCAUUGAGCGCUUGCCCUUCUGUGGACGUCGAGUCAUCCCGCACACCUACUGUGAGCAUAUGGGCAUAGCCAAACUGGCCUGUGCCAGCAUUAAACCCAAUACCAUUUACGGUCUUACUGUGGCACUGUCAGUCACCGGCAUGGACGUGGUGCUCAUUGGCACCUCCUACACCCUGAUCCUGCGGGCAGUGCUGAGAUUACCCUCCAGGGACGCCCAGCUCCGCGCCUUCAGCACGUGCGGAGCUCACGUCUGCGUCAUCCUCGUCUUCUAUAUCCCAGCCUUCUUUUCCUUUUUCACCCAUCGCUUUGGCCGCCACGUACCUCCUCAAGUGCACAUUGUUCUUGCAAAUCUCUAUCUCCUGGUACCCCCUGUCCUCAACCCCCUGGUCUACGGCAUUAACACCAAACAGAUACGCCUGAGAAUACUUGACACUUUUGUGAAAAGGAGGCAUCUGUAA